UAGCACCACCUAGAAAUAUUCCUCUUGAGCAAUGACUGUUAAUAAAAUCCUGAAAGAUCUAGGCACAACAUUUUUAAAUUUUGAUAAAGGAUUUUCAUUUGGUCCUCAAGGAAAAUUACUCCGCCGAAAUUUAGAAGAACUUUGGUUUCGAUAUUGUGUUAUUAUGCCACCCUACAAUGUAUUCUUAUCAUCGUCAGAAACAAUUUUAGCAACUUUGGAAAAUCUUUCAUCUUCAGGCGCAACAGAACAACCUAUAGGAAUAGCGGUUCUUGAAGAAAACAAAAAUACUUGGAAUACUGAUUUCAUUAAAACUUGUCCGAAAAUAAAUUCUCAUCGAACUGGUAAAAUAAUAGUAAUAACUGAUGCAUCAGAAGGAAAGGAUGUGUAUCAUAAGAAACAGAGAGAGCGAAAAGUUUGGUGGAGAAAAUUCUCUCGAGAACCAGCAAGGUUCCAGUUUACAGAAGUAAAAAAAACAUCAAAACAAAAAGAAACGAUUGAAAUAAGUGCAGAAUUUGAUUUCGGAUCUAUCAUUGUAGAGACUAUAUCAUUUCAGCAAGAUGCCAAAAAAUUGAAUUCCCAGAAUGAGCUAGAAAAUAGUCAUAUCGUCGAAUGUAUUGCAUCUUUGGAUUGGGGUUGUUUAGCGUUACUUUGUGAUGCUUAUUCUUCAGGAUCAUCAUCUCAUCAAUUGAAACUUCAUCCUAAAUUGGCACCAUUUAAAAUAGGAUUGUAUGUACCAACUUUGGCAGAAAAUGAAUCUGAUUCAAAAGUUUCAGAUAGAGCACGGCUGGUAUUAUAUUUGAAUAAUCAUUUAAAAGGGAAAGGAGUUGAAACAGUAGUUACAACAAAAUUGGAAGGAAUGGACACAUUUCAUGUGCCUUUAAUGGUGACAGUUGACGACAUGAGUUUACAAAACGGUAUUGUUUAUGUUUGGAAUCGUCUGACAACUCUUGCUGAACAAGUUCAUAUAACUGAUUUAGCUAAAUACGUGUUGUCUCGUUGUUAUUAAUAAUAAAUAAAACAAAUUUAAUAUGAAUGAA
Molecule: messenger RNA, 1037 nt
Organism: Chelonus insularis
Lineage: Eukaryota; Metazoa; Arthropoda; Insecta; Hymenoptera; Braconidae
Gene: DNApol-gamma35
Product: DNA polymerase subunit gamma-2, mitochondrial
Exons: 2
Coding region: 32-1006 (324 amino acids)
Source: RefSeq, a predicted model, not a curated record